AUGAGCAGACACUGGUGGCUUUCCCUGCUCCUCCUCACCAUUCAUGUGGCACUGGUGGUCAGUAUAGAUAAAACCAAGAAACAGAUAAAAGUGUUGAGGGAGUUCGAAACUAUCAGUAACUCAAAUGCCAACGUGAAACAGUGCUUAUGGUAUGCUAUGCGAGAAUACAACGAAGAAAGCAAGGAUGACAGUAUCUUUCUCGUGUCCAGGAUACUGCAUGCCCAUCUGCAGAUCACAGAUCGCAUGGAAUACUUAAUUGAUGUUGAAAUUGGCCGAAGCAGUUGCAGAAAGCCUUUAAACAAUGAUGAAGAUUGUAUAAUUCAUGAAGACCCUGACCUGAAAAAGGCAGAAAGAUGCAGCUUUUUGAUAUCAGCACUUCCCUGGAACGGAGAAUUCACUGUGCUAAAAAAACAAUGUAAAAAUGCCUGA
Molecule: messenger RNA, 429 nt
Organism: Sciurus carolinensis (gray squirrel)
Lineage: Eukaryota; Metazoa; Chordata; Mammalia; Rodentia; Sciuridae
Gene: Cst8
Product: cystatin 8
Exons: 3
Coding region: 1-429 (142 amino acids)
Cellular component (GO): extracellular region; cytoplasm; cell surface
Molecular function (GO): cysteine-type endopeptidase inhibitor activity
Source: RefSeq, a predicted model, not a curated record